AUGGCGUUGGACAUCUGGCUGACUAGAUUCUUCUUGUUCCUUGUCAUUUUCUACGCGUACAGCUCGAUCCGCUCUUAUCGGCGGCUGAGGAGGUUCAACGGACCUUGGUCGGCAGCAUGGUCCAACAUCUGGUACUUACGCGCCUCACUUAGCGGCAGAGCACAUAUAGCUCUGUCCGAGGUAUGCACCAAGUAUGGCAGUAUUGCACGGAUAGGUCCAAACACGCUCGUCACCUGCGACGAGGAGCUCUUCCGAAAAAUCAACUCGAUACGCUCGGGUUAUGUCAAGUCGGACUACUACAAGGCAUUUCGCUUCGACGCCGACCGGGAGAAUGUCCUCAGCACCACCGAACCCGAGGCUCUGUCUUACAUGAGAAAGAGAGUGACGGCUGGUUAUUCCGGCAAGGAGAAUGCACACCUCGAGUCAGACAUGGAUCGUGCUCUGUGGAAAUUGGUCAAGCUGUGGAAGGACAAAUAUAUCGCCCGUAGCUCCAAUCCUCGACGGAUGGAUCUGGCCAGGAUGAUGCAGUAUCUCACUCUCGACAUCAUUUCGACACUAUCCCUCGGAGAGCCUCUGGGGUUUCUGGACAAAGACGAAGAUCUCUACGAAUACAUCAAAACCAUGACAGACAAUUUCCCGGCCAUGACAUUCAUGUCGGCGGUCCCCAUCCUCAGCAGGCUCAUGCGUAUCCCCUCAGUUCAGCGGACUCUCGCACCGUCGGUGAAAGAUCGCAUCGGAAUGGGCCGAUUAAAGGCGGUCGUGAGAGAGAAGAUAUCUCGACGGUUUUCCGAGGGCAAAAACGAAGGCAGAGAGGACAUGGUCCUGAGCUUCGUCAAGCACGGUCUGUCGCAGGGGGAAAUCGAAGACGAAUCCAUGCUGCAGAUCAUGGCGGGAUCCGAUACGACGGCCACCAUCCUUCGCAUCGCCUUGAUCUACAUAAUCUCCAACCCGCGCAUCUAUCGAGCGCUCCAGCGUGAGUGUGAUGCCGCCAACGUGCCCGAGAACGAGAUCAUCACCAACGAACGUGCAUCACAACUACCCUAUCUCAUAGCAGUCAUCCAAGAAGCACUUCGCUAUCACCCUGCCGCUUCAGGACAUGGCCCACGAGUCGUGCCUCCACAAGGCGACACCCACGACGGAAUGUACAUCCCCCCAGGAACGGUCAUCACCGUCUGCACCUGGAAGCUCCACCGCCUCAACUUCGAUGCGUACGGGGAAGACGCCGACAUCUUUCGACCGGAGAGAUGGCUCGAAGCGAGUCCCGAGCGACUCGCGAGGAUGGAAAAGGCCCACGACCUGGUCUUUGGGUACGGGUCGUUCCGGUGUCUGGGCGAGAGGAUCGCACGCAUAGAGCUGCACAAGGUCCUGUUCGAGCUGGUGAGGCGCUUUGAUUUCGAACUCGUCAAUCCCAUGCACCCUCUCGACAAUAAUGUCAACUAUGGCAUUUUCCUGCAAAGUGGUCUGUGGGUCCAGGUCCGAGAACGCAAGCUCUGA
Molecule: messenger RNA, 1494 nt
Organism: Fonsecaea nubica
Lineage: Eukaryota; Fungi; Ascomycota; Eurotiomycetes; Chaetothyriales; Herpotrichiellaceae
Exons: 1
Coding region: 1-1494 (497 amino acids)
Molecular function (GO): iron ion binding; oxidoreductase activity, acting on paired donors, with incorporation or reduction of molecular oxygen; heme binding
Source: RefSeq, a predicted model, not a curated record